AUGGAGAGUACACGCAGACCAUUUGACAGAUCACUUUCGAAAGAACCGGGAUUGAAGAAACCCAGACUCACUGAGGACCCUGCAGCUCCCGAUCGUAGCUUUAAUGGACGUGGUAGAACUAGCCUUGGCGGCGGAUUUAUUCAACGACCCGUGUCUUCAUUCCCUGGGGGUGGAGGCGACUCGAGAUUCCAGAGGGACCGAGACUCGGAGAGCAGUGACUCUAUCCGUGGGCCUUACCAACACCAACAGAGUCCGCAGCUGCAUCAGGAGUUGGUGACCCAGUACAAGACUGCCUUAGCUGAGCUGACUUUUAACUCGAAGCCCAUAAUUACGAACUUGACUAUUAUUGCCGGUGAAAAUGUGCACGCGGCCAAGGCCAUUGCAAACACUGUCUGUGCGAAUAUUCUCGAGGUGAGAGGAGCUGCCGGUGACAAUAGUAAAAACUUGAUGAACUUACCUGAUGAUGUUGAAGGACCAAAGAGAACCAGUGUUAAUUCGGGAAGAACGUGGACUGAUCCAUAUGUUAAGAACAUCCAGCGUCCUCGUAAUGAUCAAGUAAAUGAACCUGCUUGUCCCAAAAAUUUAAGUGUAACAUAUGGAGAUUCUGACUACGGUUCUGAUUCAUCAAAGCAUUCACAGUUGGGGAUUGGAAGAGCGAGUGAAAUACAUAAACAUGGAAAGCUGCUAUAUGAAUCUGGUAGAGAUGUAACUGGGAAAGUAUUUGAUCAACAGAAUGGUUUUGACAUGAAGCGUGAAUUUCAAAGCUAUCCAGCCCAUAAAUCUACAGACCCUGACUCACAUCUAGAACUAAAGCAAAACUUUGGGAAUAGAAGCAGCAGUGGGAUGAGGAGCUGGAAGAACUCUGAGGAAGAGGAGUAUAUGUGGGAUGAUAUAAACUCAAGACCCACAGACAGUGGUGCUGUUGAUAUCUCAGAUAAAGAUCUGUGGAUACCUGAUGAAUUUGAAAGAUUGGACUUUGAGAACCAUAUCCAAAGGCCCCAAAAUGUACAUUUCAUUGGGUCAAGGGUUGAUGAUGAAGCACCCACUGUUUCUCUAACUAAAAAUCCUGGCCAGGUAGUUCCUGGGAAUCGAAUGGCAUCAUUGAAGCAGGAGAUGCAUCCACUUGAAAGGAGACUUUCAGGCCCGGAUAGAAAUAUAUCAGGUGAGGGAUAUCAUGCUUCAUUUUCAAGCUCUGCAAAGUCAUUGGACAGGACUUUUCAAUCACAGAUGGGCCAAGGCCUUAGUGGGGCACCAAACUUUAGCUUUUCUACAAAUGCCAUGUUGGGGUCCAUGCCAUCAAUAACACGACAGACUCCGGGGACUGUAUCUCAAUCACCUAUGCACCAGCGACCUCCUUCACCUUCGCACUCAGCAUGCAAUCCAAAUCAAUUACCUCACAAUUUUGCUGAUCAAGAACAAAACUCCACCCCACGUCUUGUAGAUCCAAGGCGGCCCCAAUUUUCAGGACAAAGAAAUAUAGGGCCACGUAACCAGUUUUCUCAGGAUUCUGUGUCUAUGCCACCACAGGAUGUCCGUCUAAGUAGCUCACAUAGAUUGCAGCACCAAAGUUUAAAGACAUUGUCUACUGUAAUGCCCCCUCAGCUGAGGAACCAUGUUCCAUCUAAUCAACAGAAAAAGCUUGAACUGUCUUCUGGGGAAGCUCAGAAACGGUCGCUGCCACAAAAUUCCGGUAUUGAGAACUGCUCUACCACUUCUGACUCCCCAGAACAAUCAAAUACCAGCACUUUGUUGGCUGCCGUAGUGAAUAGUGAAAUAAGUUCUAGUGUGCAUAACUUACAUAAAUCAAGUUUUCUAGGGGCUGAGGGUGUGUCAGAUCAGGUAGUUGCACAACUUCCUCUUCCAAGUGGACCUCCUACCGACUUAACAUCCUUGCCAUCAUUACAUGGAAGCACAUUAGUCCACACAUUUUCUCAUGGAAAGGUACAAGGAACACCACUGCCACCUGGUCUCCAGGCCUCAUCUUUAACAGCUAGUAGCUCAGAAGAGAAACCAAGUGCAGUAAAUCCUGCCUCUAAUCCAGUAUCUAGUCUUUUGAGCUCUUUGGUUGAAAAAGGCUUGAUAUCUGCAUCCAAGAAAGAUUCACUAUCUUUAGCUCCUUCCAGUAUACCAACUCAACCUCCAGACCUAGAUACGGGGGCUAUAAGCAGUAGUACAACUGCAGAUUCUUCUGGUACUGUUGCCAUAGAUAAACCUCUUCCAUCUACCACAGAUGAGCUAUCUUCGCACGGGCCUGAUGCUAAGAUCUUUGAUGGCUUGCCUCAGUCUAUGACGACAAAGAUAAAAAAUCUUAUUGGUUUUGAGUUUAGGCCUGAUGUAGUCCGGGAAUUUCAUCCAGCUGUGGUCAUUGAACUUCUUGAUGACUUUCCUCAUCAGUGCGGCAUGUGUGGUCUGAGACUCAAGCUUCAAGAACAAUUUGAUAGACACAUGAAAUGGCACGCAUUGAGGGCCCCUGGACAGGAUUCUUCGAGUAAGACUUCACGGAAAUGGUACACCAGUUCAGACGAUUGGGUUGCAGGAAUUGCUUCCCUCCAACCCAUUGAUGGGACCUCAGAUCUAUUGAGCUCGGAAAACUGUGAGCCGUUGGUUCCUGCAGACGAAAGUCAAUGCGCCUGUAUUCUGUGUGGUGAGUUGUUUGAAGACUUCUACUGUCAAGAAACGGGUGAAUGGAUGUUCAAAGGAGCUGUUUACUCGACUAACCCAUCCUCACAAGGGGGAUCAGGAAAUGUGCAUGACAGUGAUGAUAUGGGCCUCAUAGUCCAUGCUAACUGUGCAGCAGAAGUUUCUUUUUGUGACUCGGGACUGGCUGGGGAUAUCAAAUUGGAAAAAGAUGCAUGA
Molecule: messenger RNA, 2856 nt
Organism: Fraxinus pennsylvanica
Lineage: Eukaryota; Viridiplantae; Streptophyta; Magnoliopsida; Lamiales; Oleaceae
Source: the annotation of a GenBank genome assembly